Molecule: messenger RNA, 786 nt
Organism: Musa acuminata AAA Group (dessert banana)
Lineage: Eukaryota; Viridiplantae; Streptophyta; Magnoliopsida; Zingiberales; Musaceae
Product: bZIP transcription factor 27-like
Exons: 3
Coding region: 202-786 (194 amino acids)
Biological process (GO): positive regulation of DNA-templated transcription
Cellular component (GO): nucleus
Molecular function (GO): DNA-binding transcription factor activity
Source: RefSeq, a predicted model, not a curated record
GGAGAAAGGGCAGUGCACGCCAUAUGACACCAACCAUGGAAACAACAGCACGAGGCUCCUAAGUACUGAUCAAUUAGCAAAGCUUCCUAAGCAACAGCAAAUUUGAUGCUUUCAUGUACCAAAUUCUGCUCCCUCGGGCCUACAAUGGAGUGAUCUCCUCUUCCUCCAGGUCUUGAGAUGCUUUGAAGCUUCCCCUACCUGAUGCCGGGAAGGAACAUGGAAGAGGUAUGGAAAGACAUCAGCCUCAGCACUCUCCACCAAGACGUGCCUUCAACUCCCGUCCUCGCCUUCCACCCCGCCACCACCAUCUCCUCCUUUCGAGCCGUCAUGCUGCAGGACUUCAUCGCCGAUGCCUUCAAAGCAGAAAAUCGAGCUUCUUCUCCGAGCACCCACAGUCCUCCUGCUUCGCUCAGUCCCACCUCUGACAACUCCCGGCAGUUCUUUGGCUAUGAUCUCAACGCCAGUGCCAGUGCCAGUGGCAGUAACGCAGCACAGUCUGAGUCAACGAAGAAGCGGUCGCCGGAGAAGCGGCCGAACCGGAGCGUUGACAGACAAAGCGGCGUCGAGCAAAGGAAGAAGCGGAUGAUCAAGAAUCGAGAGUCGGCGGCUCGAUCUAGGGCCAGGAAACAGGCCUACAGGAACGAGCUAGAGCUAGAAGCCGCACGUCUGCUGAAUGAGAACGAGAUGCUGAAGCGAGAGUCCGAACAGCUGCGCAUGACAGUGGCUGCUCAGAACCCCACGGCUUCCAAGCCUACGCUGCAGAGAACCUUAACAGCUCCGUUUUGA